Messenger RNA from Cryptomeria japonica (Japanese cedar), 1536 nucleotides. Its product is annotated as methyltransferase FGSG_00040-like. Gene Ontology annotation, molecular function: protein binding. The record is from RefSeq and is a predicted model, not a curated record. The transcript has a single exon. Bases 1 to 1536 code for a protein of 511 amino acids. NCBI's taxonomy places the organism in Eukaryota, Viridiplantae, Streptophyta, Pinopsida, Cupressales, Cupressaceae.
AUGAACAACAACAUGUCUGGCCUCUGCUCACAACAAGAUGCUUCGGAGCAAUCUGAUAUGGAGAUGCUCAUCCAAAUGGGCGAUUUCGAGCGGGCGUUAGAGCUCUGCAACCAGAGUCUCCAGAUCCAUCCCGACCAUGCCUUGGCCACCCACCUAAAAGACAGCGCUCUCAGAAGCUAUGACCAGGCAUGCCAUCUUCUGCAAAUAGCCGUCGAGGCUUGCCCCGCCCAAGCACAUAUUGAAGAUGCUCUGCGACAGUCCAAGGCCGCUUAUGUAGGCAGGGAGUACAACAUUUCGGAGAUCUUGCUCGGAGUGCAGCCGCCUCCAGAGAUUGAGGAGUUCAUUGGGGAUGUCGAGAUCAACAAGAUCAACAAGAUCAGGGGUCGAGGGCUCUUCGCAACGAAAGACAUUAGCGUCGGUGAGCUGUUAUUAGUGAGCAACGCAGCUGUCAUUGUCAAUCGCGUGCUUAAGCCUCUCAAGAUUCAUAUUCAGAGUCACGAAAUAAAGGGCUCUUUGCAGGAAGAUCUUGUACACGCCGUUUUGGAUGCUGCCAAGAAAUCGCGGAAACUGAGCCAACAGCUUUAUGAACUGGACGACGGUUCUUUACAAGUUCGUUCUUCAUUGCCGGCCAUUGAUUUGUUUCAUACGAAUUGCCAAGAAAGAACAGUGGUGCUGGUAGAAUUCAUGGAGCAGGGGAUCCGAGACAUUGUUUCCCGAAACUCUUUCGGUGUGGAAUACAGGAAAUUUAUGGAGGAGCGCCCAGAAGACGCAGAGAUGUUGGGUUUUAGCGGGUUGUGGCUGCUGCCGUCAUUUAUCAAUCACUCGUGCCUUCCCAACGCGACCAGACUUCAUGUAGGGAAAACAAUGUUCUUACAUGCGGCAAAACCAAUCAAGAAAAGAGAAGAGAUCACCAUCUCUUACUUCGACGCUUUGCUUCCCCAAUCAAGAAGAGAGAAGAUUUGUGGGUCCUGGGGUUUUGAGUGCAAGUGCAGACGUUGUGGUCUGGAGAAGUCUCUCAGCACUGCUCUGGAGAGCUUGAAUGCACAGUUUGAGUCUUUGCGCCAUGACGCGCUACAGGAAACCAACGCCACAAUGUCUGCAGGACAAGACUUUCCUAGAGAGCUUCCCAAAUGUGCAGAAUUCGUCCAGGUCUUUGAAAAAAUGGAGCAAGUACUGGCAAAGUACCCUAGAAUGAAGGAAGAAGAAAAGAGUUGGGUUCGGGCGUCCUAUGUGACUGCAUAUUGGGCCGGAAUGCAAUCGUACAAUAUAUCUUCCGUGGAUCCCAUUGUGUCCAGGGAUGAAAUACUGAAUGCCGUUGUAACAACCGUGCCAGGGGAGGUUCGAACCCUUGCUAUGGUGGACCAAAUGUUUGAAGAGCUAAAGCAACAGAUUGGCAAUGAAGGGUCGGCUGUAGAGAAGUUUUUAGCCCAAGCUACAGAUGUUUGUGUGAGAGUGUUUGGGACACACAAUGAACAAUUUAUUGGGGCCCUCAUUUCACGCCGUGUGCAAAGUGUACAAUCUUGUAGUGAUGUUUGA